GCUUCUUAAUUCGCUUAUAAGGUUAGAGGUCGUGUCGUCUACUUGAUGUAUCAUCCACGCGUCUCUUCCAAUCAUUAGACGAUUUUGAUGAAUAGAUGGAAACGCAACCACCUUCCGAUUUCCUCAAUACCAAAAAAUCAAACAAUCCGCGAUUCCACAAUACGCGCCCAUCACCACCAUGGAGGUAUCGACCGCGUGCAGAUUUCCCUGGAUGUAGAAAUGAGAGUCAGGAGUCCGAGGGUACUGGUGCGCAUGGUGUGACCGAAGUAAACGGUUUACGCAGAGGGGAGGAGGCGAUGGAGGGGGCGUACCCAGGUGAGCAGCGCAGAGCGCGGCCGAGAGAGUCUGUGGAAGAGCCCGUCGAGGAAUAUGGGAGGGAGGUGAGGAGGUAG
Botrytis sinoallii is the source of this 392-nucleotide messenger RNA. RefSeq lists its product as uncharacterized. The record is from RefSeq and is a predicted model, not a curated record. The transcript is spliced from 2 exons. NCBI's taxonomy places the organism in Eukaryota, Fungi, Ascomycota, Leotiomycetes, Helotiales, Sclerotiniaceae. Bases 96 to 392 code for a protein of 98 amino acids.